AUGGGUACCAUGCCAGAGGACUUGCAGUGGUUUGCACAAAGAACAAUUGCACUCGCCGCGGAGGCACGAGACACUCUUCAACAGAACCGGGCUGCACUUCCGUCCGUCCCUGUUUCACUUUCAGAUGCAGAUCCUGCCAUCGCUACCCUGCAGGACGGUGCCUUGAUCACCACCCGCCAGAAGGAGCUUUUCUGGUAUUGGGACAUGUUCGGGGUCAUCGGGCUGACAUACUGCAUCCGUCAGAUCGCUGUCGAGGAAGCUCACGCCGAGGACCAGACAGGCGUCAACGCCAAAGGCUUGAAACGGAAGCGUACUUCCACGCCGGAGCAUAACAGCUCCGUUGACAAUGACUACGACGACCCGGAUGAUCACUCUUCUUGGCGCAAACUCGUCCAAGAUUGUGACAAGAGAGAACAUUCAAGAGCCCUAUUCUACAUAUCCUCGUUGCCUGCCGAAGUCAUCACCGCUCUCAUACGGGAGGAUCUCCCAAGUAAGAUGCAAGAGCGUCAAUUCAAACACAAGUACUCCAAACAGGUGGAAAUCCAGAACACUCCCGGCACGCACAAUGUCUACAUCGCCCGAGCUCUCAAGCCGGCGCCAACUCAUGGCCCACAAGACGGCAAUGUCGCUCCUUGCUCGUCAGAGUCCACAUCCGAUUCAAUGCUCACAGGCUGGGGCUUGAGCUUACGUCAGAUGAAGGAAGUAGUUGACACUGUAACCAAGUACAUCAAUGUGGGAAGUGAUGGCUCCGAGGCCUUGGCGCUCGCCAUCGAUUCGCAUGGCGCAGACUUGAUUGAUUCCCUUGAUUACACAGCACAACGGAAGUUUGGAGCUGGGAACAACAAGGACAACUUCGAAGGCCACCGUUUGUGGACCGAGAACUUCCGCUCCAACUAUCUGUACCACCUUGACCAGUUGAAGGAGAAAGGCAUGGAUCAACGUCUUGAUCAGCCUCUCCGAAGAUGCCUGACGUAUACGGGUCUCUCGAAAAACGUGUUGGGACGUGUACCCAAACAUUGGAAUCCCGGCGACAGUGGAAGUCCAUUGCUUGGGUUACUGUUGGCUGUAUGUCAGCACCUGUUCGGGAAGGACUUUGACAUCAAGGAUUCUACUUAUCAAGUCUUCAGGACCGUCCAAGUUGAGGACAUUGGUCUGGAUGAGAUGUUGACAUGCAUCCUCACAUCCGCCAAUGCUCGGGAUGGCGGAUUGAACUUUACAUGGCCGGGCGGCAGCACUGGGAACAGAUCCAGUUUGGACGACGCCAAUUACCUCGAAGGACUGAAGAAAAACCGGGACUACAUCCGGGAUACGGGGUACCAAGCUGCCAACAUCCAGGAUUCAUGUGAUCGUAUUCACAGAGCCCGUCGCACACUUGGUCUGACGAUUCAGAACCGACAGACCCUGAAGGAGGUCGAAGCUGAAAACGAGGAGCUUUCAGAGUUGAUAGAAGAGGUCGAGACCGAGGCCAAGUGGCUAGCUGCGGUCGAUCAAAACCUCACGCUCGAGCGAGUCCUCGAGGCAGAGGAAGCCCGCAAGUUGGAGCGAGAGGCGCGCGAGGCAGAGGAAGAGGCCCUCCAGGCUGAGCGAGACAUCGAGCUUGCCCGUCUGCUAAAAGAACUUGAACAGGAACAGUAG
Messenger RNA from Exophiala dermatitidis NIH/UT8656, 1635 nucleotides. RefSeq lists its product as uncharacterized. The transcript has a single exon. Lineage: Eukaryota; Fungi; Ascomycota; Eurotiomycetes; Chaetothyriales; Herpotrichiellaceae. Bases 1 to 1635 code for a protein of 544 amino acids. The record is from RefSeq and is a predicted model, not a curated record.